AUGGAUGACAUGGUAAUCGGUAAGGGAGCUGGAGGCACCACAUCUCGUAGACGAAAAAGAUCGCAUGACAUAUUUAAGAAUAUAACAAAGACUUGGAGACCAUACAACAUGAACGUCCUUGUAGUGCGGUGUAAGAACCUUCGAACCACUGAGGACACGUACAUUAACCAGUACUACGCACAAAACCAACAAAUCAGGAACUUUAUUAAACAACCUCUGUCGUUCUCUUUCAGCAAAUGA
This is a messenger RNA of Dovyalis caffra, 240 nucleotides long. Lineage: Eukaryota; Viridiplantae; Streptophyta; Magnoliopsida; Malpighiales; Salicaceae. The record is from the annotation of a GenBank genome assembly.